This is a messenger RNA of Annulohypoxylon truncatum, 2115 nucleotides long. RefSeq names its product heterokaryon incompatibility protein-domain-containing protein. The record is from RefSeq and is a predicted model, not a curated record. Bases 1 to 2115 code for a protein of 704 amino acids. Lineage: Eukaryota; Fungi; Ascomycota; Sordariomycetes; Xylariales; Hypoxylaceae. The transcript is spliced from 2 exons.
AUGACGACCAUUGGAAAGACAUUGAAAUUGACUAUUAUCGGCACGAUAGGUAUAUACCCGGCCUUGCUCAACAUAAGGAAAUCAGCCUCAGAGGGAUGUGAAUUCUGCGCGUUGCUUCGAGACUCCAUCUUAUCUCCUAAAUUUAAGGAACUUCUCGCUGCGGACGAGGUCGACACUUCGGCGGCAUUUUAUAUCGAGAUAAGACUAAACUAUCGCUGGCGAUCUGAUACUUUGCCCGACGGCUACGAAUGCAACCGUGGCCUUGGGUCUUUGGAAGCUGUGGUUGACAUAGACUAUGAAGAAAGGUUUCUUUACAGCUAUACCUUCAAAUUUGCGAUCGAGUCAACGCCGAUGCCAAACUUUAACGGUGGAGAAUCCGAUUCUUUCCUAGCAGCCCAGAGGUUAUGCGAGAAAUGGCUUCGCCUCAGACUUAACAAGACCGGAUACAUUCUUACGGAAGAGAGAGUUGUGUGGUUGAAGGGCGAGAUCGACCGAUUCAUAGAAAACCACAAUCCUCCGUCAGAGCCUAGCUUCAUUCCUACGCGGUUAAUUCAGGUCGAUCGCGACAUACCGAGGCUCGUUCGAAAGGAUGACAUUGCGAGACCGAGCUCUGGGCCUAUUAAAUACGCGGCGCUCAGUUGCUGUUGGGGUAACAAGGAGGAAGCGAUGAGGCAGUAUAAGACUACUAAAUCGACUCUUGCAGCAAGGCUAUCGGGGUUCGAGGCCAGAAAAAUGAGCAAAGUCCUAUGCGAUGCUAUUCAGACAGCUCGGGCGUUAUCGUUAUCGUAUAUUUGGGUGGACGCGCUGUGUAUCAUCCAAGACGAUGCCGAGGACUGGGAGCAAGAAUCGAUUCAGAUGGGACGUAUUUACGAGAACGCACAUGUCACGUUCUUCACAUUAUCUUCCAACUCUUGCACCCAAGGUUUCCUAGAGCGACAGCCGCCGCAGCUCAGAAUCCCGUUCCGAUCCAAAAUCAAACCACAAAUUGAAGGAGCAUACGGCCUGCGUUUGACUUGGAUCGAUACGAACUGGACCGUCCGCGAACCCCCCGACAAUACAUAUAUAGAGAAUGACCUCCAGGUCAGCAUCUGGGGCACACGCGGAUGGACAUACCAGGAGCAGGCUCUGUCGAAAGCGUGUAUUUGGUUUGGAAAAUCGCGGACGCACUUCCUAUGCCCCGAUUGGUCUUACACAGAAGGCGAUGCCACACAGUCUCGAGCGAUACCGCACUUUCAACUACAGCACCUCAAGUUCAAUGAUAAUUCCGAGAGUUUCCGCUGGGACUGGUAUACGAGAGUCGUAGAGCAGUUUACCGGACGACUCUUCACAAACCCGACGGACCGUUUCCCAGCCCUAUCCGGCCUCGCGCAAAAUUUCCAUGAAUUGCUCGGCGGCGAAUACCUAGCCGGGAUUUGGACGAUAGACUUACACAAAGGCCUCUGGUUCUCGUGUGAGAAAAAUCGUACUCCUAGCUUUUCGGCACUGAUAAAACAAUUGGCGAACCCCAACAUUUAUGUCGCCCCGACGUGGAGCUGGGCUAGUCGACAGGGCGUAACGUACCAUUCUCACUUCCCGCUAGACAGAGUUGAUUUGUAUGCCCAUCCGUGUGUGAAGGACAUCCGAAAAGCAUACCAAAGAGUUGAAGGAGAACUGCAGCUGAUGGGGGCUGACCGAUUCGGUAGGCUUAAGAGUGGGUAUUUGAAAGUCACUGGUAGAACAUACCACCUCCAGCUAUCCCCGGACAGGCUUCGAAAGCCCCAAGAAUCCGAGCCCCUAUUCUCUUACUCUGCCGAGUCUGUCGUGGAUAGCGAGGACCGCACUAUAGUUCGAUGUGAGUGUGACUGGGCUGGAAGUUUGACCGAUGUUGGCAGCCAUGUCACCCUCUUGUUUCUUGGUCACAAAGCCGAGAAAAUGCUCUCGUCCGGUCCAGAACUUGGUGAGCUAAGUGAUGACGAUGAAGUCCCUGAGGAUAGAUUAGCAUAUGGGCUUCUGUUAUAUAAAGCCCUCAGUUCGGAUAAAUUUUAUAGGAUCGGGAUUUUCUGGUCCAAGUCCGAGGAUGGAUAUGGUACGGCGUUUUUCAAACGUUGCCAAGAAAGAAAAAUAACGUUGAUAUGA